This is a messenger RNA of Alnus glutinosa, 540 nucleotides long. RefSeq names its product ethylene-responsive transcription factor 5-like. Lineage: Eukaryota; Viridiplantae; Streptophyta; Magnoliopsida; Fagales; Betulaceae. Gene Ontology annotation, molecular function: DNA-binding transcription factor activity; DNA binding. The transcript has 2 exons. The record is from RefSeq and is a predicted model, not a curated record. Gene Ontology annotation, biological process: regulation of DNA-templated transcription; ethylene-activated signaling pathway. The coding region runs from base 1 to 540 and encodes 179 amino acids.
AUGGCCGUGUAUUACCAAGGGGAGAAGGUCAAACUCGAAGAGACUUGGGAGUUGAUUACUUUAACUAAUCCUAGCUCUAAAGAAAGAUCCAACAACUCUCUAUACUACAAGAAAAACACUGAAAUUUCCAGAAAACUCACCAUUCGGCCAAUCCAAAAAACUCACCCAUUGGAAAUUUCCAACAAUCAGCCCCGCAUUGAAGAUCUAGCUCCCGAGCAAAAGCAAAACAGAGUAGAUCCAAUUCGGGAACCCAAAUGCACAACCUCAACCUUCCCUGUCCGUUCCAGAAAACCCAAGUGUAGAAGUGAAAAACACUACAGAGGGGUCCGACAACGGUCGGGGGGCAAGUACGAGGCGGAGAUCCAAGAUCCCAUUCAUCGCAGCUUAUGCAUGUGGCUGGGGACCUUCGACAUGGCUAUAGAAGCCGUCAAGGCCUACGACCGAGCCGCAUUCAAGCUCCACGGCUCGAAAGCCAUCCUCAAAUUCCCACUCGAAGUCGAGAACAUGAGCCGCAUCUGGCAAGAGAAAACAAUGCCGUGA